ACACAUGAAUAAUCCCAAUGGGCGCUGGAAUCGUUUGGGAAGGAGCGGAAGAGAUGAUGGCGAUGGUGGUGGUCCUGCGGAGGGACCGGAGAUCUUGGUCAUCAACGAGCGCCAGUUGCGGGCCUUCAUCAUCCGGGUGUACCUAUCCUCCGUAGUGCUGUGUAUCCUCUCCUCCAUUCCGUGGAUCAUAAUAUCCGCACUCAACGUGAAAGUCAAGGAGGACAUUCCUGUGCCGGCGUACGUGUGGCUCAUAUUGACUUUCAUCAUUCUCAUUGUGCUCAGCUGCAUCCGGCAGACUCCGGCACUGACCCUGCUCUGUUGGGGCUUGGUGCUGGGAUGCGUGUUCUUCAUCACCCUGUUCGGAACGUAUUAUAUGCACAUGAUGCGCGUCUGGGAUCUCUUGGCGAUCAUUUUGUUGGCCGGCAGUCUGCUGGGUCUGCUGCACUUGUACGGGGCCAAAGGUCCGGAGAUUCUGCUGCCCAACGUCCUAUGUACCUGCUGCAUUUUCCUGCUGCUCACCGUCACCCUGUUCGUGUUGGUCAUACUCUACUUGGUCAUCAAAGACUUGCGUUACCUCCUGGCCUUUGCCAUCCUGUUCGCCGUCCUGAUCCUGUUCAUGGCUCCCUUCCAGGCCCGCUUCAUUUGUGGAAGGCUGCAGCAUGUGCCUUAUGGGGAGACUGCGGAUUGCGCCCUUGGCAUUUACCUGUACUUUGCUUUCCUGGUCAAUGCAAUUUUCGUCUUUGCCCUCUACUAUGAUCACACCCAUAACAAAAACACUUAGAAUAUAUUCUUUGCAGAAAAGGA
Drosophila yakuba is the source of this 804-nucleotide messenger RNA. RefSeq lists its product as uncharacterized. The coding region runs from base 5 to 781 and encodes 258 amino acids. The record is from RefSeq and is a predicted model, not a curated record. The transcript has a single exon. NCBI's taxonomy places the organism in Eukaryota, Metazoa, Arthropoda, Insecta, Diptera, Drosophilidae.